AUGAAGAUGUCCCUGGCCCAGCGGGUGCUCCUCUCCUGGAUCUUUGCCCUCAUCUUCCUUAUCAUGCUGGUCCUCAAGCUGGACUCCAAGAUUCACUGGAAUUGGUUUCUCAUCUUCCUCCCCGUCUGGACCUUUGACACCAUCCUCAUCCUCAUGGUCAUUGUGAAGAUGGCCGGGCGCUGUAAGCCGGACUUUGACCCCAGGGAUGGGGAGCAGGGUUGGAAGAGGAGGCUGUGGUAUCUGCUAGCUCUGCUGUUGAAACUGACCUUCUGUCUGACACUCUGCUCACACCUGGAGAGGCUCAUUGAGAUGUGGGUCACCGUUGUGUGUGUGCCCCUGUGGGUGCUACUGGUCGGAGCGCUGGUGGAGCUGGGACACAGUGUUUUCCACUACAGGUGA
This is a messenger RNA of Xyrichtys novacula (pearly razorfish), 399 nucleotides long. NCBI's taxonomy places the organism in Eukaryota, Metazoa, Chordata, Actinopteri, Labriformes, Labridae. The record is from the annotation of a GenBank genome assembly.